Papaver somniferum (opium poppy) is the source of this 1460-nucleotide messenger RNA. RefSeq names its product ubiquitin-conjugating enzyme E2 E1-like. The transcript is spliced from 5 exons. Bases 405 to 674 code for a protein of 89 amino acids. Lineage: Eukaryota; Viridiplantae; Streptophyta; Magnoliopsida; Ranunculales; Papaveraceae. The record is from RefSeq and is a predicted model, not a curated record.
AUACAUUUUUUUUUCCUUGUGCUAGAAAAUAUGAAUGAAAUCUUAAUGUUUUAAAUUUUUUUGUUGUGGAUGUGGGAAAAUUGAUGAUUGAUUCAUUAUCACAUGCUUGUGCGUGCUAGAUCUUGAACCCAAAAUUUUUGUUGCCACUCUUCAUUCAAAUUACUAAUAUUGUUGUUAUUAUUUAUGGAAUAUAUUAAAUCCAAUUGUUGAGCAUUGUGUUUAUUCUGUAUUUGGAGCUAACGUUGAUGAUGGAGGGAUUCAUCUUAUUCUUUCCAAAGUCAAGCACAAGGACAUUGAAAGCUAAUUGCAAGUGAAAAGGCAUCUGUGUUUUCUGAUGGAGGUGAACUAAUGGCUGCCGUUGCAAGUCUGCAGUUAGUGGUGUAUCUCAUAAAUCCUCCUAAAUUAUGUUCAAGAAGGAAGUGAAGACACAACAUUUACAGGUUGCAUUUAGGACGAAAUUAUUUCACCUGAAUAUGAACAAUAGUGGAAGUAUUUUCCUAGACAUCCUUGAAGAGCAAGAGAAAUCUGCUCUUACCUUCUCUAAGAUGCAAGCCAAAUUGGCAACAACCUCUCGAAUCUCGGUCAGAUAUAUGACAGAAAAGAUCAUUCAACAAAAAUAUUGUUAUAUGCCAGCAAGAAAGGACGCUGCUGCAAGGGUUGUAGAAGAAAAAUGAGGCGGUCAGGCUUCAAGUUCACAUGAUACAACUAUGACUGAAAACGCUGGCAUUAUGUCUGAUGGAGCUAAUACAGGCGAUUUGAUGGCAGGUCUCAUGCUUGUUACUGGUUGUCCCGAGGUUGAAUCUGUGGUGAGAAACAUGAUGUCGUUUAUGAUCGUACAUGAAUUAGAUGAUGUGGUUUUCUGCAGUGAAGGAAAGAUGUGUUUGGUUUCAUUAGAGUUUAUGCCUGCUCGAGUCUAAAAGAAGAUGGUGUUACUGAGAUUUCAAGGGUGUUAGAACUGUUGAUUUGAUGAAUAUGAGAUGGACACAGUACUGUUACUUUGUGUGAUUUAGAGUCUGCAGUGAGUAAGCUAAUAACGAAAUGAAGAAGUUAUGUGUAUUGUUGCUGGCUGAGCAAUUACAGUGUAUGGAUGAGUUGCAGCUGGCUAUGAAGCAAUUGCAGGUGAUGCUAUGGGAAAUUUGGAAGAAUGGGUUUGCUUCUAUGUUGUAAUACAAGGAAAUUGUGCAGCUGAGUAACUGAUGGCAUAACUCUGAAGUGGUAAUCUGGUGAAUGAAUAUGAAAUGCCGAUGAAAUUGCAAAGAUGAAAUCUGAAAUGUGUGAUGUUGGUGGUACUAAGGAGCAGGAAUUUAUGUUGUUGUUGGAUGGAUAGUGUCGCUGCAAAGAAGUGCAGCUAAGAUUGGAAAGCUACAGAAACGGAUAAAAAAUUUGAGUUGAAUGGUUGAAGUGUUGUAGGUGUUUGCACCGGCAGGGUUAAGAGUGCUUGAGCAUUGGAGCUAGUGUUG